This is a messenger RNA of Paramecium tetraurelia, 754 nucleotides long. RefSeq lists its product as uncharacterized. Lineage: Eukaryota; Ciliophora; Oligohymenophorea; Peniculida; Parameciidae. The transcript has 3 exons. The record is from RefSeq and is a predicted model, not a curated record. Gene Ontology annotation, biological process: ubiquitin-dependent protein catabolic process. Gene Ontology annotation, cellular component: nucleus; proteasome core complex, alpha-subunit complex; proteasome core complex.
AUGUCAUACGACACAGCACUCACAGUAUUUUCUCCAGAUGGACAAUUAUUCUAAGUAGAAUACGCAAUGGAAGCAGUUAAGAGAGGUCUCUGCUGCGUUGGUGUAAGAGGAAAAGAUGCCAUAAUAUUGGGAGUAGAGAAGAAAGCCACAUCGAAAUUGCAAGAUGUUAAAACAAUUAAGAAAGUAUAUCAAUUGGAUCACAAUCUUUGCAUGACAUUUUCUGGAUUGAAUGCAGAUGCAAGAAUCUUGGCAAAUCAAACUAGAUUGUAAUGUUAGCAAUACAAGAUCUACUAUGAGGAUGAUCCUUCUGUUGAUUUCAUUGCCAAAUUCACCAGUCAACAAUAACAAAAGUUCACACAAAGGGGAGGUGCUAGACCUUACGGAAUUUCAACUCUGAUUGCAGGAUUUAGUAAUAACAAGCCAAAGCUUUUCCAAACCGAUCCUUCAGGUGCUUGUUCAGAAUGGAAGGCCACUUCUUUGGGAAAGAGUGCCAAAUAGGUGAAGGAUUUCUUGGAGAAGCAUUGGAGAGAAGGAUUGCAUGAGAAGGAUGCCCUUUUACUCACAACUAAAGCUUUGAUGGAUGUUGUGGAGAGUGGUAAUAAAAAUAUCGAAUUGUGUGUGAUUAGAAAGAAUGAAUGCUGGUUUUUGAAUGAGAACGAGGUCGAGGAGUUGACAAAGAUUACAGCUUAAUUAUAAUGAAUUGAUAUGAUUUAAUAUUAUUGGGAACAUAAAUUAAUUGAUAUAUAUAGACUUA